UGCACUUGAGGUCACCACUGUUCUAGCUCGGCAGGUGGAAGGCUCUGACUUGUCCCCCUGGCUCGACUGAACACCCCCACUCUCCAUCCUUCUUCAUCCUCCUUUCUCCAACCCCUGGACACUACUAGCAGAGACCCUAGCACCUCAAAGAAUUCAGCAACAUGGAUAAGUACGACGACCUGGGCCUGGAGGCCAGCAAGUUCAUCGAAGAUUUGAACAUGUACGAGGCCUCCAAGGAUGGACUUUUCCGCGUGGACAAGGGCGCAGGCAACAACCCUGAGUUUGAGGAGACACGCAGGGUGUUUGCCACCAAGAUGGCCAAAAUCCAUCGGCAGCAGCAACAGCUCUUGCAGGACAGUCUUCCUCGGGGGGCCCGGGGCCCCAUCAAUGGUGGGAGCUUCGGCGUGGGCAGCAGACCUGCUCUGGACGGUGCAGCCAAGCCCCCUCUGGCCACCUCCACCGGGCCACCUGCCUCCUUGGUGACAGCCACUGCCUCGCACCCAGCCCAGGAACAGAGGGCCCGGCCGUACCUUCGGGGUGCCCGGCUGGGCAGCCAGAGCCAGGAUUGUGCUUCCCAGGAGGGUCCCACAGCUUUGCAACUGCCCGUCCAUCGCCAAGGCUCCUGCGAGGAUCCCUCCUGCGUGACCCACGGCGACUACUAUGACAACCUCUCCUUGGCAAGCCCCAAGUGGGACGCAGAGCCCCGAGGGUCCCUUAAUGCCAGGCCAGGUGGAGGCAAUGGGUGGUCUCGCCCUGCAGGAGGUGACCUGCCCCUUCCUGCACCCCCCAGGGACCACCCUGUCUAUCAGCCACAGCCCUCUUUGGGCAAGCUACCAGGCUUUGAGAGUGGCCAGAGUGGGGGUGCGGGAGGCCUUUGGGCCACUGCGUCUUCCCAGCGAGUUAGCGCUGGCCUGUCUGUCCCAGGCCCUGCGAAUGGGGCCCUCCUUGAGCCUGCUCAACCCAGGACCCCUUCUUUCGCAGCCCCUGUAGUCCUAAGCUCUUCCACUCAAAGAGGGGUUCCACCAAUGGACUCAGGACCUCCAGGGAGGGAGGUGUCAGCUAUGAUGCCCAAAUCCGCUGUGGACCCUCCACCUUGGUUCCACGACGGGCCCAAAUCUUACCGUUCCAGCUCUCCGCCAUCCUCAAUGGUUCGAACUGACAGUCUGCAGGUGGAUGGAGCCCCCGUGCCCAGCGGCCCAGAUCCGGGCAUAGGGCCUAAGCUUGGCUCUGCCAACUUGGUCCCUUCAGUGAGGGGUACCCCGCCAGAGCUGUCUGCUAAAGAAGGCCCCCCUGGCUGGUCCCCUGAUGGCAAUUUGGGACCUGUACUCUUGGAAGGUGCCAGCCCUCCCAGGGUGAGACUGCCUUGUCAGACCCUUACCCCAGGCCCAGAGCUUGGACCCUCUGCAGCAGAAUUGAAAUUAGAAGCUAUCACCCAGCGUCUGGAGCGGGAGAUGGAUGCCCAUCCCAAGGCCGAUUACUUUGGAGCCUGUGUGAAGUGCAGUAAAGGAGUGUUUGGGGCCGGCCAGGCCUGCCAGGCCAUGGGGAGCUUGUACCACGACACCUGCUUCACCUGUGCAGCUUGCAGCCGGAAGCUGAGAGGAAAAGCCUUUUAUUUUGUCAACGGCAAGGUGUUUUGUGAGGAAGACUUCCUGUACUCUGGUUUCCAGCAGUCGGCUGACAGGUGUUUUCUCUGUGGCCAUCUGAUCAUGGACAUGAUCUUACAGGCCCUAGGGAAGUCCUACCACCCUGGCUGCUUCCGCUGUGUUGUCUGCAAUGAGUGUUUGGAUGGGGUGCCCUUCACCGUUGACUCCGAGAACAAGAUCUACUGCGUCCGGGACUACCACAAGGUGUUGGCUCCUAAGUGCGCAGCCUGUGGACUCCCCAUUCUUCCUCCAGAGGGCUCAGAUGAGACCAUUCGCGUGGUGUCCAUGGACCGAGAUUUCCACGUGCACUGCUACCACUGCGAGGACUGCGGUCUGGAGCUAAACGACGAGGAUGGCCACCGAUGCUAUCCCCUGGAGGACCACCUCUUCUGUCACUCCUGUCAUGUCAAGAGGCUGGAGAAAGGCUCCUCGCCCACAGCACAACCUCAGCACCGCUUCUAGCCCAACCAUCUCCCAUACCUCAAAGGGUACAGGGGUCGGGGGUACACAAGAAUUCUGCCCAUUAAUUCUACCCAUUAAUUCAGAAUGUGGAACUGAGGCAUGGAGA
Messenger RNA from Suncus etruscus (white-toothed pygmy shrew), 2211 nucleotides. It is a transcript of the gene LIMD1, whose product is annotated as LIM domain containing 1. Gene Ontology annotation, biological process: response to hypoxia; negative regulation of hippo signaling; cytoskeleton organization. Bases 162 to 2105 code for a protein of 647 amino acids. NCBI's taxonomy places the organism in Eukaryota, Metazoa, Chordata, Mammalia, Eulipotyphla, Soricidae. Gene Ontology annotation, cellular component: nucleus; transcription regulator complex; adherens junction. The record is from RefSeq and is a predicted model, not a curated record. The transcript is spliced from 8 exons. Gene Ontology annotation, molecular function: transcription corepressor activity.